This is a messenger RNA of Phaedon cochleariae (mustard beetle), 4074 nucleotides long. Lineage: Eukaryota; Metazoa; Arthropoda; Insecta; Coleoptera; Chrysomelidae. The record is from the annotation of a GenBank genome assembly.
GGAAUCGAAAGAAUCAUCAUGGAUUUCGAGAGAAUAUAUGAAUGCGAUGUCUGUCUUGAUAGUGAUUCAGUUUGUUUGUUGCCGCUAGUGGGGUACGAAAGGAUAUUAGCUGUGAAAUUAAUCAAGAGUACGAAACCGCAACUACUUUUGAUGAGAAAUUCUAUCGAGGCUUGUGAAACUUGUUUCAAUAAACUGCACUUCGUGAAACUCCAUCUGAUACGUUCACUCCUCAUCGACAAAAUGCACUUCAAACCCCUCUCUCCUACUGAACAAGAACAAACAGAAAACGAAGAAGGCCUAGAACCCAAGCCCGAAUACUAUUUUCCCAUGGAAGCCGCAAGUUUCGCGAUUCAAGACCAAGAUACAUUUCAAGGACACGACUCCAUUCAAGGUCAAGCUGGAUUUCAAGGUCAAGCGGUGUUCCAGGGUCAAGAGGCGUUUCAAGGUCAGCAUAGCGUGACGUCAGCGGAAGAACCGUGUACCAAUGACUACAACUGCAAAUGCGAGUCUUGCCAAAGCAAAUACGGCAGUUUGCCUGUGCUGCUACAUGGUAUUGAGCAAAAGUACGAAACCGAUAAGACUGAGCCCCAACCUUCAACUUCUAGUCAAAAAUCGACGAGGAGGACACUGAGUUGCGAGUAUUGCAAGAAAACGUUCACUCACAAAGGCGACUUCAAUAAACAUCUGAGGAAGCACACUAGGGAAAAGCCCUUUUCUUGCCCGGUUUGUGGGAGAAAGUUUGCGCACACUUCGAAUUUGUUGAGGCAUCAACGGUUGCAUAACGGCGACAAACCGUUUGUUUGCGAACAGUGUGAUAGAAGUUUCAGCAGGAAGGACAAGUUGGAGUGUCACAAAAGAAGUAGAAUGUGCCAAGGUACGAGCGGUUCGGGGGGAUCUCGGUGAUCUACUUUUCGUUAAUUCAAGAGUAGAAAUGGUAAAAAAAGUGACAUUAUCAUGCUCUAGAGCGACCCUGUAUUGAAUACUUAUUUCAGUUAUGCUCCAUUCUUAACAUAGUAUGGACUAGAGUUCCUAAAUGUACUUGACACUGCUGUUUUCGACGUUUUUUGUAUAUCAGAGUACGGACACUAGACAAGCAGUGACAAUCAAACAACCACAAACUAUUUUGAAGCAAAUCAUAUGUUUUGCCUGACAAGGACAAGAAUAUGUUUUUCGCUUGGAUAAAGGAUCCUCGCAUCUUCCUUCCUCCACAAGUCCUGGAAGAGUACAUCCAUAUAUCUCUGUCUUUGAUUAUUGUAUGAGAGUGCAUAGCGUCUCCUCGAGUGGGUAAAAGGGUACCUAUUAGAUAAAUUGAUUAGAAAAUUAUGUCUCCUCGAAAUAUUGAAUGAUAAGGCUAAAGGACCUCAAGUUGAUAUGUACAUAUAUAUACCGACGAAAUACAUAUACAAUUCCUAUGAAAUAAGUCUCUUAUAUGUGUAUAUACAGAGAAGUACACAAAGAACGGCCUGCACUGUAACUUUCGAAUUAUUCGAUAUAGGGUUUUGAAAAUUGGUGGGCAGCUAGUAUACCAAAUCGCUCAUUAAUUGAAGAAACAAUUUUUGUUCCAUCACUUCCUUUUUUACUGGAAACGACCCCAACUUUCGAGUUUUGAAUAAGACCCUGUAUUGUAUUCCAUAAUCGGUUAGUGAUUGUCAUAACGAAUUCAGCGAUACUAGGUUUGAUCGUUAGGGUUAUUUCAAACGAUUACGCAGAUAUUCCACGUUCUAAGUUUCCACAUGCUCAAUGAGUGUGACAGAGAGAGAUGUUUUGAUAUUGUGAAGUCACACCCAUUGAGCAUAUGGAAACUUCGAACGCAAAUAUCUUUGUGAUCGUUUGAAAUAACCCUGUCAAACUUGGUAUCGUUCAAUUCGUCAUGAUAAUCCCUGACCGAAUAUGGAAUACGAUACAGGUUGUCCCAUUUAAAAAUCAAAAGUUGGGGUCGUUUCCGGUAAAACCGGAAGUGAUAGAGGAAGAAUUGUUUCAUCAAUUAAUGAGUAAUUUGGUAGGAAUACUUGCUACCCACCAAUUUUGAAAACCCUUUCUAGAAUAAUUCAAAAGUUACAAUCCUGGCCGGUGUUUGUGCACUUCUCUGUAAAUACCAUACAGUCGAAUAUUUUUUUAUCACAAAAGUUCAGAAUGGGGUAAAAAAAACUGAUAAAUUUCAACCAAUGAAACAUACUUUCAUUCCGUAGGGAACAAUUGUACAAGAGUGGUAGGUUAUAAGUAAUUAAUAAAUGAACAAAUGAUAUGGAACAGCUGGAAACGUUAAAACAGCAGUGUCAAGUACAUUUAGGAAUUCUAGUAUGGAUGGACCACACUGUAUGAGCCAGAGAGUUCGUGAAUUUCACUGUAUGGAAACCUCGAUGGAAACCAUACCAACAAAAUAUGUAUUUUUUCUCAAACAAGAUCAUAUUUUUGUAAGAGGCUUGACAAUUCCUGAAUAUUGACCAGUUCAGUUCUAAUUCGAUACAUGAUGGAUAGCAAUUCUAAUAGAGAAGCUCGGCUAGGAAGAAAACAAAAAAGAUUAAUCGAGAAGACCAAGCUAACCUCUAUUUAUAUUGAGGUUAAAAUGUUCUUCUCGUCUCUUCUUAUCUCUUCUGUCGCCGACAUAAUAUACCUUUUUCCAUAAUCUCACAUAAUCACAUCAGAAUAAUGAAGACAGAGUAUACAAGAAAUAAUUAGCUGAACUUCUCUAUAAUAAGUAUCUGAUAACUGUGAUAGAUGGUGAUAUGGUCAUUAAAACUUAUUUUUUCUACAAACGUCAAAAAAUGACAAGGUUCGCGCAUUGAUAACAAAUUGCGAAGUGACACUUUUUUUUUCAGUUUCCUACUGUAUCAGUCUUUUUGUCUUUAUAUAUCUUUUACAAAAUUAAAUGAAAAUAUUGAAAUUGUAUCUGCUUUUUUGUUAUUAUUUUUCUAUGGCAAUAACAUUUUUACAUUCUUCAUCUGUUCCUAAUACAUGGUCAAUUAUUUUAAAAUACAAUGAAUAUCUGCGACAUUCUCCCCUCCGUAACUUUCUAACGUUACAUAAUAUACAUUUAAAGCAAUAAUCAUUUUAUUUUUCUUAUCAUUCUUCCUUCUUGAUGUCCAUCAGGCAAAGUUUUGUGCAAGGUCUUCGGAACGUUCCUCUUUAUGUCUUGACAUCAACAACACGGACUAUAUUGUCUUUCCCUGGAUAGACUGCCUCAAUUUUCCCUUUCACCCAUGUGUUUCUGGGACUGUCACUGUCGGCGAUGAUGACGACAUCGCCUACUUUCAAUUGACGUUGUUCUUUCAGCCAUUUGCUUCGUUUGACUAGAGAUGGAAUGUAUUCUUUCAACCAUCUCUGCCAAAAUAUAUUUGCCAUCUUCUGAGCAGCUCUCCAUUUAUUCAUCAGACAAACUUCAUCACCAUCAAUUUUCACAUCUGAAUAUUCUAGCGAGUUAUUGCCAAUCAAGAAAUGGUUAGGUGUGAGAGCCUCAGCAUCUUCGGAGUCCAGUGGUACAUGUGUCAGUGGUCGGCUGUUGAUUAUCAUUUCAAUUUCGGCGAAAAACGUUCUGAGUACAUACUCUUGAGGAAAUUUUUCUUUCAGUACUUCAUAUAAGUUCUUCUUCACCAUCUGAAUCAGUCUCUCCCAAGAUCCACCCAUAUGUGGACUUAGUGGUGAACAGAAGACCCAUUUGGUAUCUUUCAUGGUCAUUGUUCUGGUGAUUUCAAGUUGAUCGAAAUUAUCCAAUUUGGUCUUGAGUUCCUUUUCAGCUCCUCGGAAAUUUGUUCCAUUAUCUGAAUAUAUUUCUUUCGGAAACCCUCGUCUACAUCCAAACUGUCUAUAUACAUGUAAAAAUCCAUUUGUUGAUAAAUCAUGAGCUAUUUCUAGGUGUAUAGCUCUGGUAGUCAUACAAGAAAAUAUAACACCAUAUCUUUUCUCGUGUGAUCGUUUGACAGUAAUUUCGAUAGGGCCAAAAUAAUCCACUCCUGUUACCACUAUGUAUCAGUCUUUUUGUCUUUAUAUAUCUUUUACAAAAUUAAAUGAAAAUAUUGAAAUUGUAUCUGCUUUUUUGUUAUUAUUUUUCUAUGGCAAUAACAUUUUUACAUUCUU